GUGCCUGCCCGCUCCCUUCCCCUAAUGCCCCAGCACAGGAGCCACCUCACAACGGCUGAGACCAGCGGAAGGAUCCGGAUGCCAGGAUGCACGGCCUCCUGGUGGCACUGCUGUUGCUGCAUCUUGGGGCCCCCUCCGGGGCUGAGUGUCCCCCAGCUCACCUGGUCAACAGAACCAGCUCUUGGGCCGCUUUGACCUGGGAGUGGCUGGACGCCUCACAGACGUGCAUGAACAUCAGUGGCAAAAACGUCUCCAGCAUCCAUGGAAGACCCCAGCCGGGCAGCCAACUGCGGGAGCUGGAUCUGUCCCACAACCGCCUCAGCAGGCUGCCUUCAGACUUCCUCAGCUCCACAGAGAAGCUGGAGCUUCUCUUCCUUCAAGGGAACAGCCUUCCUGAGCUGCCUCCUGCAUUCUUUGGGCAAACCAGCCACCUGAAGGGGCUGAAGCUGGAGGACAACCCGCUGCCUUCUGUGCCUGCCAGCCUUUUCCGUCUCUGCCUGGAGACACUCAGUGUGGACUGCCGAUGCGAUGUGGCCAGGGACAUCUCCUCUUAUUGUCAGAGGCGCAACUGCACACGGAGCAUCUCUUGCCACUGCUCCUCCCCUCAGGGCUUCCUCAAUGUCACCGACUUCUAUGCCCAGCAGUGCCAAGGCUUCUCUGUGGCACUGUACGCUGCCAUCGUGGUCCCCAUCCUGGUUCUGCUUUUGGGUGCCACUGUGGUGUAUGUCCUGAUCCGGAGGAAGAAGGGAGCCACCACAGUCCAGGAGAAACGGGACUCCAGCAUAUCGAACGGGGCUCAACCGAGGUACAUCAGUCACAUCAGCCCACAGAUCAAUCCAGCCAAGGAUGUGGGAGGCCAUGCCGAUUAUGAGAACAUCUUCAUUGGUGCACCCCAGGAGUCCAGAGGAGGGCACAAGGAGCGGUACAGCAGAAAGCCACCCAAGAGCAGGUCACACCGAAAAGUCCAGGAGGUUGAGCCCCCGCCUGGUGAACAGCCCAUCUAUGCCAACACACAGGAGGUGUACUCUAACUAUGCUGGGACCCCAGCCCCUCUCGAUGAGGACCUCUACGUCAUGCCAGACCAGUGACUCUCCCUCAGGGUCCCACCACCAUCUCCCAUUAACUUUAACUGCACUUGGAGACUUUGCUUUCAGCUGGGGGGACACACAGAUGAAGAGCAGUGAUGCCCCCCCCCCUUACGACUCAGAGCUACAACCAGCAUCUUUGCUUCACUUGUUGCUGUGGGUCCACUUUCAUCUCUCUUUAUAGCAACACCCGGUACAUUUCUCUCCUUCCUCCUCUCCUCUCCUCUCUCCUCCUUCCUUUUGGGGGAGGGUGAUUUCUUCUUCCAGCUCUAAAAUCCUCCCUGCCAUGUAGAAAUGGUAAUCUCUGUGCAGCAGAUUAGAUUAGGCCAGUGGUCCCCCUAUUCCAGCAUCCUGUUUCACAGCUAAUCAGUUACUAUGGGGGGCCAACCACGGUGCAUAGAGGCCGAAGCCUUCGCCUGACGUUGCCUCCUAGCACAAGGAUUCAGGGAUUGGCUGCUCCUGAAUGUGGAGGAUCCUUUUAGUCACCAUGGCUAGUAGCCAUUGAUAGAUCCCUCUUCAUGAAUCUAUCUAAGCUAUCAAUUCUCAUGAUCAUUACUACAUCCACUGGCAGUGAAUUCCACAAUUACUCAUUAAGAAGUAUUUCAUAUUGUCUGUUCUGGACUUAUUUCCCAACAGCCGCAGGGAGAUAACUCUCUUCCACUCUUUCCACCCCCUACAUAAUUUUAUAAGCCGCCUAUAAGCCUUCUUUAAAUGAGAACAACUCUUUUCCACACAUUUGAGUUACCUUGCUAGACUUGAUCCCUUUUAGACAAAGAAUCAACCAGUUUGGGCCAGACCUACAUUUUGUCAGGGAAGCAGAGAGCCAUUAAUAGGGUACAGCCGUUCUGUAAUAAUUCCUUGGCUGGUAGUCGAAGCUCCUGAUGUCAGAGCUAGAGCGUUACCUAGAAUUGUCUAGAACCCCUAAUGGGUCUUAUGGAGGAAGCUGGCUUCAGUCAGCCUCCAUGGCCCAUAAAAAUCUCGGAGCUCUGGACUUUGUCCCAACUUCGGAAUAUCUGGAGACUCCAAGAUCAGUGGGCCAGGGGUUAAGGACGCCUCCGCCAUCUUGGUACUGCGAGGAACUUUCUGCAUGCACUGAGGAACCCACGCCAACCUAGACCAACGUUAUCACUUUUAUUUGAGAGACUGUGGAUGUGUGAUGCUGUGCCCUUUCCCUGUUUCAUAUUUUGUCUCCUUUCCUACCCCAUUUGAAUCCAGCCAACAUUUCUCUAAUAAACCAUCUUUUUAUAAAGAUACAAUAGCACAA
This is a messenger RNA of Eublepharis macularius, 2349 nucleotides long. RefSeq names its product leucine rich repeat containing 25 (gene LRRC25). The transcript is spliced from 3 exons. Lineage: Eukaryota; Metazoa; Chordata; Lepidosauria; Squamata; Eublepharidae. Gene Ontology annotation, molecular function: protein binding. The record is from RefSeq and is a predicted model, not a curated record. The coding region runs from base 87 to 1088 and encodes 333 amino acids.